Schizosaccharomyces cryophilus OY26 is the source of this 1740-nucleotide messenger RNA. RefSeq names its product vacuolar sorting protein Vps60. The transcript has 4 exons. Lineage: Eukaryota; Fungi; Ascomycota; Schizosaccharomycetes; Schizosaccharomycetales; Schizosaccharomycetaceae. Gene Ontology annotation, biological process: vesicle budding from membrane; late endosome to vacuole transport via multivesicular body sorting pathway. Gene Ontology annotation, cellular component: multivesicular body. The coding region runs from base 59 to 694 and encodes 211 amino acids. The record is from RefSeq and is a predicted model, not a curated record.
GAAUAGACCUGGGAUUUGUAUUGCGGAUUCAUUUCAUUAUUUUUCGACUUGCUUUGAGAUGCACAGGUUAUUUGGAAGAAAGCCAGCAGCUGGAACGAGCCCUUCAUUAACAGAUGCAAUUGACUCGCUCGAUAAACGAAGCGAUUCACUUGAGGUGAAGAUCUCAAAAUUAGACUCCCAAUUGUCUGUAUUUCAACAAAAGAUUGCAAAUACUCGGCCUGGGCCAGGACAAACUACUUUGAAACAACGCGCUAUGGGUGUAUUACGACAAAAGAAAAUGUAUGAGGCUCAAUUACAACAAUUGCAACAACAGUCUUUUAAUAUGGAGCAAGCGGCCAUGACAACCGAGUCUAUGAAGAAUACCAUGACCACUGUUCAAACGAUGCAGGAUACAGCUCGACAGAUGAAGGCGCAAAGUAAAAGUCUGUCCAUAGAAAAAAUUGAAAAGCUGCAGGAUCAAAUUCAAGAUUACAUGGAUACGGCAGAUGAAUUCAACGACGUUCUUGGGCAAAACAUGGCGAAUGUGGAUGUAGAUGAAGAAGAACUGGAUGCGGAAUUAGAAGCUUUACAACAGGAAGCUUCGUUAAACGGAGACCAAAUAACGCAAGAUCAACCUAGUUAUUUACAGCCAUCGAAGGAGAUUCCGAAUUUCGUCGACGAAGAACAAUUGGAAGCUCCAAAUACUGCUCAGUGAAAAGCAGUGGAAAAGUGUUAUGAUAUUCUAUUCCUUCAUUUAAGCGCGGACUCAUUUUCAAUUCUUACGACACAAAAAUGAUAAUUUAAUAAAAAAUACGAUAAAGAGAGAAACAAACGUAUCUUUAAUAUGGUAUGAAUAAGAAUGUAGUUAUGGCUUUUGUGCAGAUAGCAUGUAGUUGCAUAAAGGGGGCAAGCAACUAUCACCCGGCUUUGCAAGGAUCCAUUUGGACUGAAGAGGAUGAUACAUUACCCCACGGACAUCAUUUACUUUCCAAUGGUGUUCACGGAAGAAUUCUGCCAGCUCUUCUGGGCGAAUAUAUUUUUGAUAAUCAUGAGUUCCGUCGGGGACAAUUCCGAGUACUUUUUCAGCUAAAAAGAUCGUCAAAACCCGAGCCAUGAAGGUCCGCGAAAUGGUAGAUAGCAUCAAAUAGCCAUUGGGCUUGACCAGGUUCAUUAAAGAUUCUAAAAAGUCUCGGGGAUUCGUAACAUGCUCUACUACUUCCAUGCAAGUAACAAUAUUAAACUGCUUAUCGAAAUUCUGUUUUUCAAUGGGUCCAUGGAUGUACUUGAGACGAUCGCGGAUCUUAGGGUCCUUUUCCGAAUGAUCUUUUGCUACAUCUAAUGCUUUUUUUGACGCAUCUACACCUGUAACAUUCGCACCCAGACGAGCCAUACUUUCGCUAAGGAUCCCUCCUCCACAUCCAAUAUCAAGAACCUGUUUUCCAGCAAAAGGGGUUUUCUCGCGUAUGAUUUGAGACAUAAAGUCGAUGCGAGUGGGAUUCAUUAAAUGCAACAGUCGACUCUCACCAUCCCAAUCCCACCAAGUUUUCGCCAAUGCAUCAAAAUGUUGGAUUUCUUGAUUCGACACUGUAUGGUUCCUCUGUUGCGACAAGGAGCCCAGCAGACCCCGCUCAAAGCUUUUGUAUCCUGAUCGUAAAAGAUUAUACUUCAUCAUCAUCGUAUACUUACUUCAUUUCCUUUUAGCAAUUUACCUACUGAUUGUUGCACUUUGUUGUAUCAUUUUCCUUCUCCUUAGAAGAAUCA